Condylostylus longicornis is the source of this 4424-nucleotide messenger RNA. RefSeq names its product splicing factor 3B subunit 3 (gene Sf3b3). Gene Ontology annotation, cellular component: nucleus; U2 snRNP. Gene Ontology annotation, molecular function: protein binding; U2 snRNA binding. The record is from RefSeq and is a predicted model, not a curated record. The coding region runs from base 269 to 3922 and encodes 1217 amino acids. Gene Ontology annotation, biological process: mRNA splicing, via spliceosome. The transcript is spliced from 12 exons. Lineage: Eukaryota; Metazoa; Arthropoda; Insecta; Diptera; Dolichopodidae.
GAUUGAAUCUAUUUUUAAUUUGCCUCCAUAUUUUGUUCCAUCCGGUUGUGAUUUGUGAAGCAUUUGCAAAUACAAAUUUUAACCGGAUUUAAUAAAAGUUUUCAAAUUUUAAUUUAUUAAAUACUCGUAUGAUCGACUAAUUGCAGAGUAAGUUUAUAUGUAUAUAUAUAUAUAUAUGCAUUUGGGAAUUUAUCAAGAGUUGUGUUAAAUAUAACUUAUUCGAUUUGAAGUGAAGCAAGCCAUGAAUAAUUAAGAUUACAAAAAGGCCAUGUAUUUAUAUAAUUUAACUUUGCAACGUGGUACUGGUAUUACACAUGCAGUACAUGGAAGUUUCUCAGGUUCCAAAACUCAAGAAAUCCUUAUAUCACGUGGGAAGAGUUUGGAACUGUUGCGUCCAGAUCCGAACACAGGGAAAGUUCAUACUGUACUCACAGUUGAAAUAUUUGGAUGUGUUAGAGCACUCAUGUCUUUUCGUUUAACAGGAGGAACCAAAGACUAUGCUGUUGUCGGCUCUGAUUCAGGUCGUAUAGUAAUACUAGAAUAUAAUCCAGUGAAGAAUUCGUUAGACAAAGUUCACCAAGAAACGUUCGGAAAGUCAGGCUGUAGACGAAUUGUCCCUGGUCAAUAUUUUGCCAUAGAUCCAAAAGGAAGAGCUGUAAUGAUAGGUGCGGUUGAAAAACAAAAAUUGGCUUAUAUAUUGAAUAGAGAUGCAGAGACUCGCUUAACAAUAUCAUCUCCAUUAGAAGCUCAUAAAUCAAAUACCUUUUGUUAUCAUAUGGUUGGAGUUGAUGUUGGUUUUGAAAAUCCAAUGUUUGCUUGCUUAGAAAUUGACUAUGAAGAAGCUGAUAAUGAUCACACAGGAGAAAUAGCAAAAAAAACAUCGCAAACUCUCACAUUUUAUGAGCUUGAUUUGGGUUUGAAUCAUGUUGUAAGAAAGUAUUCUGAACCGUUGGAAGAACAUGCCAAUAUUCUAAUAUCGGUGCCAGGAGGAAAUGAUGGCCCCUCAGGAGUUCUAAUAUGCUCGGAGAAUUAUUUGACGUAUAAAAAUUUGGGAGACCAACACGAUAUACGAUGCCCAAUUCCUCGACGAAGAAAUGAUCUUGAUGAUCCUGAAAGAGGCAUGAUAUUUAUAUGCUCAGCUACACAUAGGACAAAAAGUAUGUUCUUCUUUUUGUUACAAACAGAACAAGGUGAUAUUUUUAAAGUAACUCUGGAAACUGAUGAUGACAUAGUUACUGAAAUAAAAUUAAAAUAUUUUGACACCGUCCCACCAGCUGCAGCACUUUGUGUCUUAAAAACUGGCUUUCUCUUUGUUGCUUCUGAAUUUGGCAAUCAUUACCUCUAUCAAAUUGCUCAUCUUGGAGAUGAUGAUGAUGAACCUGAAUUCAGUUCUGCUAUGCCUUUGGAAGAGGGUGAUACAUUUUUUUUUGCGCCCAGACCUUUAAAAAAUUUAGUUAUGGUCGAUGAGCUACAUUCAUAUGCUCCAAUAAUAUCAUCAACUGUUGCUGAUCUAGCUAAUGAAGAUACUCCACAAGUAUACUUAAUGUGCGGAAGAGGUCCAAGAUCAUCUCUAAGAGUUCUACGACAUGGUUUAGAAGUUUCUGAAAUGGCUGUAUCUGAAUUGCCGGGUAAUCCGAAUGCGGUAUGGACUGUAAAGAGAAGAUCUGAUGAUGAAUUUGAUGCUUAUAUUAUUGUAUCUUUCGUAAAUGCAACUCUUGUCCUAAGCAUUGGUGAAACUGUUGAAGAAGUGACAGAUUCUGGGUUCUUAGGCACUACGCCUACACUUAGUUGCUCAGCUUUAGGCGAUGAUGCACUUGUUCAAGUAUAUCCAGACGGCAUAAGGCAUAUUAGAGCUGAUAAGCGAGUUAACGAAUGGAAAGCUCCUGGAAAAAAGUCAAUCACUAAAUGUGCUGUCAAUCAACGUCAGGUUGUAAUAGCACUCUCUGGACGUGAAUUAGUUUACUUCGAAAUGGAUCUUACUGGGGAGCUUAAUGAGUACACAGAAAGAAAAGAAAUGCCAGCUGAAGUUAUGUGUAUGGCAUUAGGAACUGUUCCUCCUGGGGAACAAAGAUGUUGGUUUUUAGCUGUUGGGCUUGCUGAUAAUACCGUACGGAUUAUUUCAUUAGACCCUCAAGAUUGUUUGGCCCCACGUUCAAUGCAAGCCUUACCCUCACCUGCUGAAUCACUUUGUUUAGUUGAAAUGGGUAGUGCAGAAGCUUCCGAUGAAGGAGCUCCUCAGAAAACUGGGUCAAUAUAUCUUAAUAUAGGAUUAAGUAAUGGUGUACUUCUCCGAACGGUUUUGGAUCCUGUUUCAGGAGAUCUUGCAGAUACAAGAACGCGCUAUUUAGGUUCCCGUGCUGUAAAAUUAUUUAGAAUUAGAAUGCAAGGUUCGGAAGCCGUUUUAGCUAUGUCUAGUAGAACAUGGCUUUCAUAUUAUUAUCAGAAUAGAUUUCAUUUGACACCACUAUCUUAUGAGAGUCUUGAAUAUGCAUCAGGUUUCUCAAGUGAACAAUGUAACGAAGGCAUAGUUGCAAUUUCUACUAAUACUCUAAGAAUUUUGGCCCUUGAAAAAUUAGGUGCUGUGUUUAAUCAAAUAACAUUCCCUCUAGAAUAUACUCCAAGACGUUUUGUAAUUCAUAAUGACACUGGAAGGAUGGUGAUAGCAGAGACGGAUCAUAACGCUUACACUGAACAAACUAAAAAUGCAAAAAAAAAGCAAAUGGCAGAUGAAAUGCGUGAGGCUGCUGCAGAAGAAGAAAAAGAAUUAGCGAAUGAAAUGGCAGACGCCUUUAUAAAUGAAGACUUGCCGGAAGACACAUUUUCGGCCCCAAAAGCCGGUACCGCUAUGUGGGCAUCACAGUUACGUAUAAUGGAUCCUAUUCAUGGUCAUGUUAUCAAUAAAGUUCAAUUACAACAAAAUGAUGCAAUAAUAUGCAUGGCCAUCGUAAAAUUUUCCGUAGCUAACGAUGGGAGAUACUAUUUAGCAGUUGGUGUAGCAAAAGAUUUGCAACUAAAUCCUAGAGUUUCCAAAGGGGGUGCAAUCGAUAUUUAUAGAAUAGAUCCUACUUGCACUCAUUUAGAAUACAUACAUAGAACUGAAAUUGAAGACAUUCCUGGAGCUUUACAUGGCUUUCAGGGUAGACUAUUAGCUGGCGUUGGAAAGAUUUUAAGAAUUUAUGAUUUGGGGAAAAAAAAACUGUUACGUAAAUGCGAAAAUAAACACAUACCUUAUCAAAUAGUCAAUAUAAAUGCAAUGGGUCAUCGUAUAUAUGUUUCAGAUGUUCAAGAAUCAGUGUUCUUCAUAAGAUAUAAACGCCAAGAGAAUCAGUUGAUUAUAUUUGCUGAUGAUACUCACCCAAGAUGGGUAACAGCAACAUGUCUAUUAGAUUACGAUACGAUAGCAACAGCUGAUAAAUUUGGUAAUAUUGCGAUUUUGCGACUACCACAUUCUGUUACAGAUGAUGUUGACGAAGAUCCAACUGGUACUAAAUCCCUGUGGGAUCGAGGAUUAUUAAGUGGUGCCUCACAAAAAGCGGAAAAUGUGUGUACUUUUCAUGUAGGGGAAACAGUAAUGUCAUUACAAAGAGCAACGUUAAUACCUGGAGGAGGUGAAUCUUUAAUAUAUUCAACGCUUAGUGGAACUGUUGGUGCUUUGGUUCCUUUCACCAGUAGAGAAGACUUUGAUUUUUUUCAACAUUUGGAAAUGCAUAUGAGAAACGAACACCCUCCACUAUGUGGACGAGAUCAUUUAAGUUAUAGAAGUGCUUACUAUCCAUGCAAAAACGUUAUGGAUGGUGACUUAUGUGAACAGUUUACAUCUAUUGAUCCUGUCAAACAAAAAAACAUUGCAAAUGAUCUUGGUCGAACACCUAAUGAAGUUGCUAAAAAACUUGAAGAUAUAAGGACUAGAUACGCCUUUUAAUUAGAACGCUUUUAUUAUUUUGUAAAUAGUUUUUUUGGACCAACGUAUUUAAUUUAAACUAGUAUUUAAAAGAAAAUUAAAGACUUCAAGAAAUGAAAAACAUGGAAGAAAUAUGAGAUUGAAGUAUCCACAUAAAAUUUCAAUUGGAUCACUAAAAAAAUGUAUCAUAAACAUUGAGAUUAUUUCUUUUCAAGACUAUUUGAAAUUUCAAAAACACUUAGCGAAAAUGUUUUUAACAGAAAUCGAACGUUUUAUGAACACAACCACGCGGAAUAGACUGCUCAUUUUGAAUGUAAGGAAAUCAGGCUAAUUAACUGAUUUUAUUCUAAUUACCUACCUUAAUUAGUAAUUUAUAUUUAACUAAAUUAUUGAAAGUAUUAGGAAAUAUGUAUAGUAUGUAAUAACCCUAUGUAAAUUUAGUACAAGUAAAUAAAAAUAUAAUAAACGGAAAUACCUAUGUAUUAUAUGAAAAAAAUUAUUAUUUUGUAAAUAAAUAAAAAAU